UUUAAGAAUGCCAUCUGCUAAUUACAAAGCUUCACCACCAUUUUUAAGAUUCCCUUCAACACAACAUCAAGUAUCAAUAUUAUCAUCAUUAUUAUUAUUAUUAUUAUGUCUUGCUUUGAUGAUGCCCUUCAUCACUAGUACUAGUACUAGUACUACAACUAUUAGUGAUUCUACUACCAAAGGCUGCAUCAAGGCUGAACGAGACGCCCUGCUCGCAUUCAAAGCCCAAAUUAUACAUGACAAGGCUCAUCCCAUCUCAUCGUGGGGUGAUCAAAAUGAUGACGACUGCUGUCACUGGGCUGGCGUGCACUGCAACAACAAUACUGGUCAUGUCUUUCGUCUCAAACUCCAACGCAGGCGACCACGACAAUAUUAUUAUGAUGAUGGUUUUGGCUUGAGUCGCAUGACUCCUAAGUGCGAUGAGUGGGACCUGAGUGGCAACAUCAGUGAAUCUCUUAUUGGCCUCCAGCACCUCAAAUUCCUUGAUCUUAGCAACAAUUGCUUCCUCAAUAUCUCCAUCCCAAAGUUUUUGGGUUCUUUGGACCACCUGGUUCAUCUUGACCUUAGCUACUCAGGCUUCACUGGCAUCAUACCUCAUGAGCUUGGUAAUCUCACCAGGCUGCGUUACCUCAACCUAGCAUUUAAUGAUUAUUAUUAUGAAAGAGUACUACUCAAGGUUGAUGAUGCUGAGUGGCUAUCUGGUCUAUCUUCUCUCAGAUACUUGUCUAUGAAUGGCGUCGAUUUCUAUGGGGUGAACAAUGUCAUGCAAUCACUCAACAAGCUUCAGCAUUUAGAACAUGUUUCUCUGUUUGACUGUAGUAUGAACAGCGUCCCUGGGUCACUUCCACAUCUCAACUUCACCUCCCUCACUUUCAUGGAUAUCGGACGGAACUUCAUGUUCGACAACACUAGCAUCCCAGAAUGGCUCUUCAGAAUACCCAACCUACGUGAGCUCCGCUUGUAUUUCAAUGGUUUUAUCGGUGCCAUCCCUGCAUCUAUUGGAAAUGCAACUUCUCUUCAAUUUCUGGACUUGGCCGGCAAUAGAGGAAUUUCUGGUGAUAUGCCGAGUGGAUUUGGCGACCUCUGCAAUCUCCAGUGGCUCCUCUUGGAUGGCACUUUUGUAGGGAAGAGCUUGGAGGAGGAUUUCAGAGACGCAUUCUCUGGAUGCAUAAGGCGAAAUUUGAUUGGACUUUUUUUUCAAGAUAGCUCACUACAAGGUCUUUUGCCAGAUUGGUUGGGUGAAUUCACAAAUCUCACCUAUCUCUAUCUUUCUUCUAAUUCCUUCAACAGCUCCAUUCCUGCAUCUAUUGGCAGAUUGUCAAAGCUACAAGAAUUGUAUCUUUAUGAUAAUGCAUUAAAUGGCUCCAUCCCUGAAUCUUUUGGAAGACUCUCAGGACUGGAAUAUUUGGAUCUUAGAGGCAAUGAUUUAAAUGGCCCCAUCCCCGAAAGCCUCCCGCAACUUUCAAAUUUGGUGAGAUUGGAUCUUGGUUACAACUUUAACUACUACAACUCUGUUAUCACCGAAGCUCAUUUGGCUAAUCUCACAAGUCUCAAGGACCUUAUCCUUGAUCAUACCAAUUUGGUCCUUAAUAUAAGCACUGAUCGGAUUCCAGGGUUUCAGCCUAACCUCAUAUACUUAUCUUAUUGUAACCUUGGACCAAAAUUUCCAGUUUGGCUGGCCAACCAAGUGAAUCUUGACUCUUUGGAUAUAUCUAAUACUGGAAUCAAGGAUUCAAUACCUGAUUGGUUUUGGAACAUCACGUACAGUAUAUCAUACUUAGAUCUCAGCAACAAUGAGAUCAAUGGAAGACUGCCUCAUAGCUUUAAAUUUAAAGCCAAACUAGAUGGUGUUAGAAUAUUCCUUGGCUCCAAUCGUUUUGAGGGAUCUGUUCCUUAUUUUCCUCCUGGCAUUGUUGCACUGAACUUGAGCAAUAACUUACUUUCAGGAAACAUUCCCUCUGAUAUUGGGAACUUUGGAGAAAUCAGACCUCGGCUUACUUCCCUCUUUUUAUCUUCAAACAACCUGAAUGGUAGUAUUCCAGACUCUAUUUGCAAUUUCAAAUACCUUGUGUUAUUGGAACUCUCCAACAAUCACUUUGAAGGGUCAAUCCCGAAUUGCUGGAACAAUUUGACAAGCCUACAAUAUCUUAUCUUGGCAAACAACUCAUUGGCAGGUGAGGUUCCAAAUUCCCUCAUAAAUUCUUCGCUAUCUUUACAAGUGUUGCACUUAAGCAACAAUCAAUUGCAUGGAGAGUUUCCAUCAUUCUUGAAGAAGUGCACUUCCAUGACCACUCUUGCUUUUGACCACAACAAUUUCUUUGCCGAGAUUCCUAGUUGGGUGGGAGAAACCAUGACUUCAUUGAUGAUCUUGACUUUGAAAGAAAAUAAUUUCUCAGGUAACUUGCCUUUAUUAUCCAAUCUCACAUCACUUCAUUUCUUGGAUCUUUCCCACAACUCAUUUGUAGGCAACAUACCACAAUCCUAUGGCAACCUCACGGGCAUGAUAAAUAUUAGUAUGAAUGGUGGAGCAAUGUUUUACACUAAUGCAUCUGAAGUGCUAGUAAUUACAAUGAUUGUGUCAACAAAAGGAGAAGACCUUCAAUAUGGAGUCAUUCUUUCAUCCUUCAAAUUCAUUGACCUUUCUGCAAAUAAAUUAUCAGGCCAAAUCCCAGAAGAAAUAGUUAACUUAGUUGCAUUACAAAACUUGGAUUUGUCAUGUAAUAAAUUGUCUGGUGAAAUCCCCAGUAAUAUAGGUCUCAUGCAAUCAUUGGAAUCUCUCGAUCUCUCAAGAAACAUGCUCAUAGGGUCAAUUCCUCCUAGCCUCUCUACAAUAGAUUUCCUAGGAAGCUUAAAUUUGUCACACAAUAACUUGUCUGGAAAAAUUCCUUAUACUAGACACUUGACCAGUUUUAAUAAUCCAUCUAUUUUAUGCUGGUAAUCUUAAUCUUUGUGGAGCUCCUCUCGAUAAGAAUUGCACAAGUGAUGAACCAACGUCAAAUAGCCAAGCUAAUGGUCAAGAAGAUGAUGAUAACGAUAGUCCACCAAUUUGGUUUUACCUUAGUCUGAUGCCAGGAUUUGUGGUUGGAUUUUGGAUUGUGUGGGGAGUACUGCUAUUCAAAAAAGAAUGGAGGUAUCUUUAUUUCAAAUACUUGGACCACAUGUACGACAUGAUGUAUGUAAAGAUAAUGAUCACUGUACCCAAGAUCAAGAGGUGGUUCUUUGUGUGAGAUCAAUGUGAUUAGCAAAGGGUCUGUUUGCUGGUCAAUUAUUAAUGUAUCGCUAGCUUUAAAUAUUCUCACUCAAGCUACUGUGCAUGAAAUUAGGAGUAUUUUCCCUGUUUGUUUUCAUUGAUGCCAUAAAUAAG
This is a messenger RNA of Dioscorea cayenensis subsp. rotundata (Guinea yam), 3364 nucleotides long. Its product is annotated as receptor-like protein EIX2. The coding region runs from base 8 to 2938 and encodes 976 amino acids. The record is from RefSeq and is a predicted model, not a curated record. NCBI's taxonomy places the organism in Eukaryota, Viridiplantae, Streptophyta, Magnoliopsida, Dioscoreales, Dioscoreaceae. The transcript has a single exon. Gene Ontology annotation, molecular function: protein binding.